Molecule: messenger RNA, 1846 nt
Organism: Microcebus murinus (gray mouse lemur)
Lineage: Eukaryota; Metazoa; Chordata; Mammalia; Primates; Cheirogaleidae
Gene: PPP1R3E
Product: protein phosphatase 1 regulatory subunit 3E
Biological process (GO): regulation of glycogen biosynthetic process
Cellular component (GO): protein phosphatase type 1 complex
Molecular function (GO): protein phosphatase 1 binding; glycogen binding
Source: RefSeq, a predicted model, not a curated record
GCGAUCCUCCCGCCUUGGCCUCUCAAAGCGCUGGGGGUACAGGCCUGAGCCACAGUGCCUGGCUUAACUCACUUUUUACAGAUAAGAGAACUGAGGUCCAAAGAAGUUGUUCCUUGCUCAAGGUCAUACAGCUAAAAUAGCACUAGAGGUGGGUCUAGAAGCUAGGUCUCUCCACAAUUCUCAGUUCUGGACACUUUCCAAUGGGCAGUGUUCAGCCACCCCCACUCCCUGCCCCCUGCCCUUUUUGAGUGCCACAUCUCACUUUCUCUUUCAGAGACUCCACCCAGCUUCCAUGACCUUUCCUUGUUUGCACCCACCUCUACCCCUUCCCUAAUCUGGAGUCUAGGUUUAAAAAAAGAAAAUGGUGAGUCCUUUAGAUAAAGUCACAUGCUGGGUGUUUUGAACCUUCUCCAGCAAGAAAAAGAAAGGUUAUUCUUUCCUCCCUGUGUUAACCCUUCCCGUGCCGUGCGGGUGAAGUUGAGGACUUUUUGAAAAAAGGCUGAGUGGCCUCAGUCAGGCCUGAAGAAGUGGAGUCCCCGCCCCCUGGUGCAGCAGCAAAGACAGAUGCGGAGCCACCUGUCACUGGGCUGUGGGCGGGGGCCAGGGCCAUGAGGACCGCGGAACCCGAGGGUGAACGCCGUUGAGCGCACGCUCAGAGCAGACAGCUCGCAGGAGGCAGGAUGCGAUGGUCUGAAGACCCUAGGAGCUGACCGCCAGAGGGAGGGAAAGUGGUCACCGAGGCGAGGCAGAGCGACUGGCGGUGGAGGAUCUUGGAGGUGACAGCAAGGAGAGUACGCAAGGGCGAGGGGCUGCUGAAGCGGGCCCUGUGACUUUUGCACCGACGCGGGGCGGGCGGGAGAGAGGAAGGGAGGGCAGCGCGGUGGCGCUUCGGGCUGGCCCUGCCGGUGCGGGGGUACCAUGUCCCGAGAGCGGCCCCCCCGCACCGACAUCCCUCGCAACCUGAGCUUUAUCGCUGCGCUGACUGAGCGCGCCUACUACCGCAGCCAGCGGCCCAGCCUCGAAGAGGAGCCAGAAGAGGAGCAAGGCGAGGGCGGGACACGGCUCGGCGCCCGAUCCCGAGCUCACGCUCCGAGUCGGGGUCGCCGGGCCCGCUCUGCGCCCGCUGGAGGAGGCGGGGCCCGGGCGCCCCGCAGCCGUAGUCCGGACACCCGCAAGAGAGUGCGUUUCGCGGACGCGCUGGGGCUGGAGCUGGCUGCCGUGCGCCGCUUCCGCCCGGGAGAGCUGCCCCGGGUGCCCCGCCACGUGCAGGUCCAACUGCAGAGGGACGCCCUCCGCCACUUCGCGCCGUGCCAGCCCCGCGCCCGCGGCCUCCAGGAGGCGCGCGCCGCCCUGGAGCCGGCCAGCGAGCCCGGCUUCGCCGCCCGCUUGCAGGCGCAGCGAAUCUGCCUGGAACGCGCCGAGGCGAGCCCGCUGGGCGUGGCCGGGAGCGCGCGCGUGCUGGACCUGGCCUACGAGAAGCGCGUGAGCGUGCGCUGGAGCGCCGACGGCUGGCGGAGCCAACGGGAGGCGCCCGCCGCCUACGCCGGCCCGGCCCCGCCCCCGCCGCGCGCCGACCGCUUCGCCUUCCGUCUGCCGGCGCCGCCCGUUGGGGGCGCCCUGCUCUUCGCCUUGCGCUACCGUGUGACGGGUCGCGAGUUCUGGGACAACAACGGCGGCCGUGACUAUGCUCUACGUGGGCCUGAGCACCCGGGCAGUGGCGGAGCCCCGGAGCCCCAGGGCUGGAUCCACUUUAUCUGAGACCAGGCGCCUGCGGCCCACGGCGGAAAAAUCCAAAGGCACCCGGGGGCGAGGGGAACCUGAUGUGGCGGGGAGGAAUGGGAGAAAC